Molecule: messenger RNA, 918 nt
Organism: Malurus melanocephalus (red-backed fairy wren)
Lineage: Eukaryota; Metazoa; Chordata; Aves; Passeriformes; Maluridae
Product: acidic leucine-rich nuclear phosphoprotein 32 family member B
Exons: 6
Coding region: 99-746 (215 amino acids)
Biological process (GO): regulation of apoptotic process
Cellular component (GO): nucleus
Molecular function (GO): histone binding
Source: RefSeq, a predicted model, not a curated record
GUGUGCAGGUGAAGGAGCUGGUGCUGGACAAUUGUCGCUCAGAGGAUGGCAAAGUGGUCGGCCUCUCGUCAGAUUUUGAGAACCUCGAGUUCCUCAGCAUGAUCAACAUCAACCUGCUGUCCGUGUCCAACCUCCCCAAACUCAACAAGCUCCGCAAGCUGGAGCUGAGUGAUAAUAGGAUUUCUGGUGGCCUUGAAGUUCUAGCAGAGAAAACUCCCAACCUGACACACUUGAAUCUGAGCGGCAACAAGAUCAAAGACAUCAACACCCUGGAGCCCUUGAAAAAGUUGCCAAACCUCCACAGCCUGGACCUGUUCAACUGCGAGGUGACGAUGCUCAUCAACUACCGGGAGAGCGUGUUCGCCCUGCUGCCCCAGCUCACCUACCUGGAUGGCUUCGAUGCUGACGAGCAGGAGGCCCCAGACUCAGACCCUGAAGCAGAUGGGGAUGCCCUGGAGGACGAGUAUGAGAAYGGGGAAGAAGGUGAGGAAGAGGAAGAUGACGAGGAGGAAGAUGAUUUGGAUGAAGAAGUCAUCGAUGAUGAGGAGGAUGAAGACGACGAUCUGGAAGGGGAAGAGGAGGAGGAUGGAGUAGAUGACGAGGAGGAAGAUGAGGAGGAAGAUGGCGAGGARGAUGAAGAAGAUGAAGCUGAAGAGGAGCACCCGUGUGGGGAGAAGAGAAAACGAAGUCUAGAGGAUGAAGGAGAGGAAGAUGCAGAGGAUGAAGAGGACGAUGAGGAUGACUGACCCCAGCGAGCCGCUCAGUUUUACAGACUCUGACUGUGCUUGUCUUAACCUCCCCGUUGUGUCUGUGUGAGACUGUAAAUCCCUGUCUCCCACUCCUCCUCCUCCUCCUCCUCCUCCUCCCCCUUUGUAUGGCUGCAGCGUCCACAAUAUAUUUUUUUAAGAUUUAGAAUAC